AUGGAGGACGAUGGUGACACACACCUGCGGGCACUUAUUGACAAUAUCGUUGGUAGAUCGGCGGUACCUAAAUCACUGAACACGUUGGAAUUUAUCGCCAACGAUGUAAGCAUGGAGAACGUUGUGGACAGCGACAAGCAGGGGACAGGCGUGGCGGAAAUCGUAUCUGAGCGGGAGAGUAUGGGAGAGGAGGGUGUUUUUGCUUCUGCGCAGACAGAUCCGAGUGUUGUGGAGGCUCCUGGGGUUCAGCCUUUGACCGUAGAGACAGGAAGUUUGUCUCAUCCACGUCUCCCCGUACACGAGAAGACGGUCCAUCCUUUGUCUGUUGAGACAGGAAGUAAGUCUGAUCCACGGGUCCCCGUACACGAAAAGACGGUUAUUUUUGGAGAAGAGCAUUUGCGUGGUCAGUGUAUGGUGUUCAGAAAAGAGGUGGAGACAGGUACCGCUGUGCUUCCAACGACGCCGCCAGAUGCGCGAUUACUCACGGUAAGGCUCUCUUUAAAAGAGGUUGGUUUAGGAGGAAGCCAAAAUGGAUAUGGGUGUUGUGGUCGUCCAUUUGGUCAUGAUCCUGUGUUCUGUUCAUGGUUUUGUUAUUGUGCAGGGUCCUCUGAUUGGUGA
This is a messenger RNA of Microthlaspi erraticum, 618 nucleotides long. NCBI's taxonomy places the organism in Eukaryota, Viridiplantae, Streptophyta, Magnoliopsida, Brassicales, Brassicaceae. The record is from the annotation of a GenBank genome assembly.